Molecule: messenger RNA, 1496 nt
Organism: Chanos chanos (milkfish)
Lineage: Eukaryota; Metazoa; Chordata; Actinopteri; Gonorynchiformes; Chanidae
Gene: gja13.1
Product: gap junction protein alpha 13.1
Exons: 2
Coding region: 149-1006 (285 amino acids)
Biological process (GO): cell-cell signaling
Cellular component (GO): connexin complex
Molecular function (GO): gap junction channel activity
Source: RefSeq, a predicted model, not a curated record
GACAGCACACCACGGAAAACUCAAUUGCGCAAUAUUAGCAAGCCAAAAACUCAAGGUUCACCAAGUGGUGUGUAUCAUUUGGUCUCAGGGGUAAUUUUCACAGGCAGGAGCUGACCUUUUCUCAAGGAAUCACUGAACAUAAGACAAAAUGGGAGACUGGGGAUUUCUCUCAGCUUUACUGGACAAGGUACAGUCUCACUCCACAGUCAUUGGCAAGGUAUGGAUGAGUGUGCUCUUCAUCUUCAGGAUCCUGGUGUUGAGUGCUGGAGCAGAGAGUGUGUGGUCAGAUGAACAGUCAAGUAUGAUCUGUAACACAUUACAACCUGGUUGUGAGAAUGUGUGUUAUGACUGGAAGUUCCCCAUUUCACACAUCCGUUUCUGGGUGAUGCAGAUCAUUUUUGUGUCCACUCCAACUCUGGUCUACCUGGGCCAUGCCAUGACUGUCAUCCACAAAGAGAAGAAACUGAGGGAACUGAUACAGAGCCACGCUGAGCGUGGAAUGGUGAAGUCACCCAAAUAUACAGACGAGAGGGGCAAGGUCAACAUCAGAGGCAAUUUGCUGUGCAGUUACUUGUCCCAGCUGUUUGUCAAAAUUAUCUUAGAGCUUGCUUUCAUCAUAGGCCAGUAUUACUUGUACGGUUUCGUGAUGAUCCCUCAGUUUGACUGCUCUAGAGAUCCUUGUCCCUACACUGUGAUGUGCUACAUGUCGAGACCUACAGAGAAAACUGUCUUCAUAAUCUUCAUGCUGGUGGUGGCAUGCGUGUCUCUGCUUUUGAAUGUGAUCGAGAUCUUUUACCUGCUGUGCACCAGAGUGAGAUGUGGCUCCAACAGGCACCGCUCACAUAACAUGACCUCACCCUCCAACCCUGCUACUCUGCCCCCACCCUGGCAAGCCGACGACUCGCUCAAGCACAACAAGCUUAACAUGCAGCUGGAGAGUGGACAGAGUCUUGGGGGAAGUCUGGACGGAGCUAAAGAGGAAAAACAUUUGCUGGGGGACCACUAGAAUUUUUUGAGCAAAAGGAAGAAAAAAAAAUGGUUUGUGCUUUGUCAAGUCAUUAUUGUAAACUUCCUAAAACACACAUAAGAUGAUAUGCUGUGAAGGGGUUUGUUAAUGCCAUGAAUCAAACCCCUUUAUGGUGAAAUGAAUAAUUUAAAGAGAAAGCCUUUUUUACAGAACUUUAUUGGUCCGAUUGUUAAUUUUUUUAAUUGUGCAAUGCACUGGGUGUAUAUUACAUUUCUCCACGUCUGCACAGUUGUGGAGAUCUUUAUGUAUUUGUAUAUAUGGCUAUAUAUCACUUGUGUGUCUCCACAAAAAUAGCAUUUUUUUGUUUAUUAAUUUUGCUGUUUGAAGUUGUUCAGUUUUCUCAUGUGAUGACCACGUGACGUUUUGGAGAAAUAAAGGUAUUAUUUUAAACUCUACUGUCACUUCCGAUUGCGAAAUCAACGUAAACCGUUACUGUAUUUUGAUGUCUCUGUUCAGAAUAAAUAAGUCA